AAGUCCAAGUUCAGUGCAGAGGCCAUACAACUUGAAUCGUCUUCAUUCAAUUCUGGCCUUAAUUUUGGUAAUGCAAACAUUAUUACAUUGACAUUAUACCUUUAAAUAUUACAUGUUUGUUUAGUGAAAGUAUAAACAACUGGCCAAGAGGAUGUUUGUUCUACAAUCAGGUCAUGAAAAAAAUAAUGUGUUUGUGCAUCUUGAAUGAAACUGCAGCUAAUUUUGUACGUUUAUUGCAUAAUAGACCUAUUCUGCUAACUCAGUGUUGUACCCAAUUCAAGUCUCCCGGGGUUAAUUGAUUCUUUGUGUAUUGUAUUUGCAUUAUAAUGUGGCAUUCACAUUUAAAGGAUAUGGAAAUUCCUGAAACAAAAUGUUUUAUUCCCAAAGAGUUUGAAUUGGGUACAGCAUUGAGUUAGCCAAAUAGGUCCAUGGACAUCUGAGGCACUGUUAAGUUGAAAUUCCAACAAGUGAUGUACAUGUACCUUAUCGGCACUUACAUGUAAUUUCGCAGUUACAGUUUAUAGUAGAACCUCAAUAACUCCAACUCGGAUAACUUCAAUUCCCUUAUAACUAGAACUAAAUUUCCUUUCCCUUGAACAAAAUUUCACUGAAAUUUACCCCAUUAACUCGAAUUCCCCUCUAACUCAAACUGUUUCUCAUUUUCCUUCCGAGUUUGAGUUACUGGGGUUCAACAUGUACUGUACUUAAUUUCAUGAUUUUCAAGAAACAAUAUUUCUUGGGGUUUUAUUUUCGUGAUUAUCAACGGUUAGCUAUGAAAAAGGGCAUUAAAUUUUGCGAUUCUAAUGUUCUCAACUUCAUUUUAUUUUCAAAAAGCCUGAAUUUUUUGUUUCAUUUUUUAUGGUUUUUAGAGCUUUCCGAAGAGUUGCAGCAGCUUCAGGAAAUGGCAAGAAAGUUCAGUCAUGAGGAAAUUGUUCCUUUUGCUGCUGAAUAUGACAAGACUGGUGAGGUAAAAAGAGAAUUUGUUUACUUUACAUUGUACAUUGUACAUGUAGUUUGUCAUCUUCUUCCUUCUUUCCUUUUGUGUUAAACAAAAGUGUUUGUUUUUCAGUAUCCCUGGGAAAUCAUCAAGAAGGCACAUUCUCUCGGACUAUUGAAUGGCCAUAUCCCAGAGAGUUGUGGUAAGUAACUGCUGAUUAAAAAUAUCGGUUUGGCUUCAAUGUCUGUUUAUUGUGUUGUUUGUACUUUAAGAACUCCAAUCAUUAUUGAGAAAAACUGACAGGUUUAAGGGACUUGACCCUGUACACAAGUGAAGAGAGUCUGGUAUUGCAAUGAUUAUUUGUACAUGUAUGCAGGAAUUUUUGCACCAAGAAAUUGAAAGCUGGCAACCUAAAUUUCAAGGCUAGUCAUAGGCAACUGAACAAGUUUGAACAGCCACAUUUUAACCAUGUUUUUAACUAAUGCUUACAAUAUGUUUUCAGGUGGAACAGCUCUGGGGGUCCUUGACGGAUGUGUGGCAACAGAAGAGUUGGCCUAUGGUUGCACUGGAAUUCAAACUGCGAUUGAAGCUAAUUCUUUGGCAGUAAGUUGCCAUUGUAUUCGUGUGAUGAUUUUAAAAAAAUGGUUUUAGCAUAGGAAAAUUUCUGAAGCUGUUUUACAUGAUUUUCUGUAACAUAGCAUUUUUUCAUCCACAGAAUCAAAAAAAGUUACACUAACAUUACAUUUCUGUUCCCAGCAUAAUGGUAAUUCUUGUAUUGAAAGGAUCAAAGAGUAGGGAGAUAGCAGUAAUGCUUCCAUACCAUGUACUGUUCUGGUCCUUUGAGCUAUUUAACACUGUCACCCAUUUAAGAUUUCUUUUCAAGAAUGUGACAUUUAUUGGGUGUUGAGGCCAGGGCUAAUACCAGAAUUUACUGUUUAUUCAUCCCAAAUUUUGUUGUUAUAAGGAAAUGCCUGUUAUAUUAGCUGGUAACAAAGAACAACAGAAGAAAUAUCUUGGGCGCAUGGUGGAGGAACCUCUGAUGGCG
Porites evermanni is the source of this 1982-nucleotide messenger RNA. The record is from the annotation of a GenBank genome assembly. NCBI's taxonomy places the organism in Eukaryota, Metazoa, Cnidaria, Anthozoa, Scleractinia, Poritidae.